UGGAGUUGUCUGCUUUUUCCUUUCACCUUGGUUUUAAAUUACUCACGCUUUCUUUUCAAAAUUGAUGUGGGAUAAUCAAAAUAUAGACGAAUCCAGUUUCUUCGUUUAUGCUCUCUUAAGCCCAAUUGACUAUCUCAGAUAACAUGAGCCUGUAGGCAUUUGUUAUUGGGCCUACUGUUAUUGGGCCGUUCUACUAUCCAAAACUCCAACCUCAGCAAAACAUGGCGUCUCGAACCAGUUCCCAAUUUUGAAUCCCCACCCUACCCCCUUACUGCUCCAUGCCCGCAAUCAUUUACUGGUGACAGCCAAUACAGUUUCAGCUUCCCCAUCAAAAUGGAGUUGUUCAUUAUUAUCGUCCGCAUCUGGAUCUGAAAGUUGCCACCGCAAUAUAUAUAUCGAAAGUGCCGACAGUUUCAGAUCUUCAUUUUUUGAACGAUGAGCGGUUGAGGUACAAAGAGGAUGGGACUGAGCAGUAGCAAGCACAAUGCGCCGUCCACGUCGGCGUCUGCAUCGUCCUCCGGAGCGUCCGUGCGGCGGAGCCGAUCGAGUCGGCGGCGAGUUUUGAAGUCGGCUUGUCUCCGAUCUCGCCGCUCCGAUAAUGAUGAGCCGCAGGUCUCGGAUUCCGCAAGUGAAGAUUACGGAAAGACUUCCAUUUGUCCACGUGAAAAUAAACCACGCCCUUGUCCUGCUUCUACUGAAUGUUACAGGACAGAUAAAUUUCAGGAGAAUAAUGAAAUGAACUGUGUGAACUCUGGCAUCAGCCUCAAUGAGUGGGGCGAAUCAAGCUUCACCAAUAGCGUGUCUGAAGAAGGCAAUACUUCUACUGAUUUCUCGUCUGGCUCAUUGAACCCUCCCAGCCGAUUCCUCUCCCGCUUCAGUUUCCAUCCUGGGAACAUAAGCUUCCGUCUCUCGAGAGCCAACAGCAUAAACUCGGCCAGGUCAUAUCCCACAUCCUCUGCGGGUUUCACAAUUUCAAAUGAACAAGAAGAAGAUUUGGCGGGGCCUUCGUGUAGUAUGGCAGAUAGGAGCAACAGGUCACGGGGUUGUGAAUUUAUUCCUGCUUGCUUUGCCAAUAGAUAUCCUGGAACACCAGAUGAGAACUGUGUGUCUAACUCGAGUCCUGUUUUAACAGAGAGUUUCCACGAUAAUUUUAAUAACAGACAGUUAAAUUCUGGUGGUGAUGUAUAUAGGAGUGGAAAUGAUAUGAGAGAAAAUUGUGAUUUGAUAUUUUCUCCUAUAAAUCAUAUUAACUCGGAUGGUAGUGGAACAAGACAUGCUGAAAGAAGGAUUUCCGUCCGGGAACCUGUAGACCGAAAUGUACGGUUUAGUAGAACUUUAAGUGUGGGUAGGCUUCGUGACAGAGUCCUACGAAGAAAUCCAACGGUCGAUGUUGAUUUGUAUGAAUUUCAGCAAGAUAGGGAAGUUAUACUAACUCGUCGACCUACAGAAAGAGAGAGUCUAGACCACGUGGAAGUUGAAUCAACAUCUGAUGGAAAUAACAAUGUCGGUCAGCAAGCUUUGUCGGAUAAUGUCUCGUCUAGUUUUUCUAACCCUUUUUAUGAUGGUCAAAAUAACGUCUACGGAACUCCACGAACUAGAGAGACCAGGUACCGUGAUCUACUUGAGCACAGGUCAAAUUUUCUUGAGCGCAGGAGAAGAAUAAGAUCACAGGUGCGUGCACUUCAGAGACUAGGAAGCCGUUUCGAGAAUCUGUCUAGUCAUGAGAGGUCUUGCAUCUUAUCUGGUCAGUACCGUGGAGGUCAUUGCACUUGCCGAAUGGCCACUCGGGAUGGUAGUUCGAAUGACGAUGCUAAUGCUAGGGCUAGCAUAUCGAGAAUCGUCAUGUUAGCUGAGGCUUUAUUUGAGGUCCUGGAUGAAAUUCACCAGCAAUCUGUCGUUAUAUCCUCUCGGCCAUCUGUUUCUUGCAUUGGAUCUGUUCCGGCACCUAAUGAGGUGGUGGAUUCCUUGCCAUUGAAGAUAUUUAGCAAAUUGAAGAGGAAGCCAUGUGACGAAACUGAUCAAUGCUACAUAUGCCUUGUUGAGUAUGAAGAUGGAGAUAGUGUGAGAGUACUUCCUUGCCAACAUGAAUUCCACAGAGCAUGUGUUGACAAAUGGCUCAAAGAAAUUCACAGGGUAUGUCCCCUUUGCAGAGGUGACAUUUGUCGACCUGACUUAUUAACUGCGGCAAGCUGAUGAUGGCCGGUUUAUUUAUUAUUGGUUCUCUUAAAUAUCGUAUAGCCCAUGAUGACACAAUGGCUUACUAGCUCGUUUUUACUGAUGGCGUUUCCUUAUUUUCAUUGUCUCUGUAUUUUGUUAAAUUGGGCUUCACAAAGGCGAUAUAUUUCUCCCGGCUUGAAGUUUUGGUGUGAAAGCAGGGAAAGCAUGGAUUUUUCAACUUUUUCUCGACAUUUAAAUGCUCCUUUUGCUGCUUGGUUGGUUUGAAGAUGAAUAUUGUUGUAAAAUGUGUAUCUUAUGUGUGAGCUUUUAUAAUCAAUGUUUCAGGCUCAUCUCAUUUGGGGAUGACAACUUCAAAGUGCUUUAUUCUUUAUUACACAAUAUAUAAAUUUCCUUCGAUUUGAUUGUGAACUGUCGAAGGAUAUGUGGAAAAAAAUAUUGUCCAAGUCAUGUACAACACUUUGAGUAGAAAAAUCACAUCCCCCAAUAUAUUAAUUCAGAACGUGUUGAGUCUAAUUGGUAUGCUCGCAUGCUUCGGGAUCUUAUGCGGCAAAAUUACAUGCUUUGUU
Striga asiatica is the source of this 2744-nucleotide messenger RNA. The record is from the annotation of a GenBank genome assembly. Lineage: Eukaryota; Viridiplantae; Streptophyta; Magnoliopsida; Lamiales; Orobanchaceae.